This is a messenger RNA of Meloidogyne enterolobii, 428 nucleotides long. NCBI's taxonomy places the organism in Eukaryota, Metazoa, Nematoda, Chromadorea, Rhabditida, Meloidogynidae. The record is from the annotation of a GenBank genome assembly.
AUGCACAUUUAUCGUAGUCAAUCUGCCCUAAAUAUUCCUUUUGGACCUGGCAUUACCCGAACAUAUUCAAAACCCUCAUUUGCAACUUAUAUGUGUAGUGGAGGGCAUUGGCCGAGCACUACCCCUUGUUGGCCGUAUGCUUUCUCUUAUUAUUACCCCCUUUCGAGUUCGUAUUUUUACUAUUACAAGCCUUGGAGGUUGAAUUAUAAUGCAUAUCGCUAUUACCGAACAUUGGCUGAUUCUAAUUGGGAAGAACGUUUUCAUUAUUAUACACCGCCACAAAGAAUUGAAAGAAAUUAUCUAAAAAAUUGGGAAUAUCCAGAGGAUAGACAUAAACCUCUCUAUAUGAAUUAUUGGCUUGUUUGAAAGUUUGUAGAAAAAUAAUUUUUUUCUUAUUUUCAGUGAAAGUUAGAUGAGAACAAAAAUAU